AUGUGUGUAAUUGACUCUGACGACACUGAUGAAGGUGGAAGCUUUCUCUGUUUUGACAAGUCGCACACGCACGCUGAGGAUGAUCUCUUCAAGACGCUGUUCGCCGGAUACAACAAGUGGUCGAGGCCCGUGCCCAACAUCUCCGACGUGGUCAUUGUCAAGUUCGGACUGUCCAUCGCUCAGCUCAUUGACGUGGAUGAGAAGAACCAGAUGAUGACAACCAACGUGUGGCUUAAACAGGAGUGGAACGACUACAAGCUCAGCUGGAGACCGUCUGACUACGACAACGUGACGUCCAUCCGAGUGCCGUCAGAGCUCAUAUGGGUCCCAGACAUCGUUCUCUAUAACAAUGCCGAUGGUGAGUUUGCCGUGACCCACAUGACCAAAGCUCACCUGUUCCACACGGGUAAAGUUCGCUGGGUCCCUCCGGCCAUUUACAAGAGCUCCUGCAGCAUCGACGUCACCUUCUUCCCCUUCGACCAGCAGAACUGCAAAAUGAAGUUUGGCUCCUGGACCUACGACAAGGCCAAGAUCGACCUGGAGCGCAUCGAGAACACGGUGGACCUCAACAACUACUGGGAGAGCGGCGAGUGGGCCAUCAUCAAUGCCGUGGGGACGUACAAUACAAAGAAAUACGACUGCUGCCACGAGAUCUACCCGGACAUCACCUACUUCUUCAUUAUCCGGAGGCUCCCCUUGUUUUACACCAUCAACCUCAUCAUCCCCUGUUUGCUGAUCUCCUGUCUCACGGUCCUGGUUUUCUAUCUGCCGUCCGACUGCGGUGAGAAGAUCACCCUGUGCAUCUCGGUGCUGCUGUCCCUCACUGUCUUCCUCCUCCUCAUCACGGAGAUCAUACCCUCCACGUCCCUCGUCAUCCCCCUGAUCGGCGAGUACCUCCUCUUCACCAUGAUCUUCGUCACCUUGUCCAUCGUCAUCACCGUCUUCGUGCUCAACGUGCACCAUCGCUCGCCCAGCACUCACAAGAUGCCCCGCUGGGUCCACACCGUGUUCCUGGACCUGAUCCCCCGCUGGCUGUUCAUGCGGCGGCCCGCGCCGGACGUGCGGCGACGCAGGCUGUUGCUGCUCCAGCAGGAGACAGCUGCCAUGAGGCGGCAGGUCAGGCUAUCCGGGUUCAAAUCCGGCCUCAGCACUUCGGCUAACUGGUUGAGGGACGGAACCACGUCCAACGACCCGGACCGAAGCUGUUAUGAGGACUUAGAGCUGGGGACCCUGACUUCGUAUUUCUCCUUCCGUCCCCCAUCGCCCAGACCUCCAGGGUCGACUCCUCCUCAGCAAAAGAAAACCCCACAGAACAGCCAGAACCGACAGGAGGCGUCCGGAGGGACAAAGAGACAGUCGACAGGGGCCAGGGUCACUCCCACUCAGAGGCCGACCAAAGUAGAAAAUACUGUAUCGGACUCCACAUUCCUGCUCUCACCCAGUGUAGUGCGGGCAUUAGAGGGGGUGCACUACAUUGCAGACCACCUGAGAGCUGAGGACGCUGACUUCAGUGUGAAGGAGGACUGGAAGUACGUCGCCAUGGUCAUCGACCGCAUCUUCCUGUGGAUGUUCAUAAUUGUUUGCCUGCUUGGGACCAUCGGCCUCUUCCUGCCGCCCUGGCUCGCCGGCAUGAUCUAG
Molecule: messenger RNA, 1638 nt
Organism: Pleuronectes platessa (European plaice)
Lineage: Eukaryota; Metazoa; Chordata; Actinopteri; Pleuronectiformes; Pleuronectidae
Gene: chrna2b
Product: cholinergic receptor, nicotinic, alpha 2b (neuronal)
Exons: 6
Coding region: 1-1638 (545 amino acids)
Biological process (GO): nervous system process; chemical synaptic transmission; monoatomic ion transmembrane transport
Cellular component (GO): postsynaptic membrane; synapse; neuron projection
Molecular function (GO): acetylcholine-gated monoatomic cation-selective channel activity; transmembrane signaling receptor activity
Source: RefSeq, a predicted model, not a curated record